Cryptomeria japonica (Japanese cedar) is the source of this 474-nucleotide messenger RNA. RefSeq lists its product as uncharacterized. Bases 1 to 474 code for a protein of 157 amino acids. The record is from RefSeq and is a predicted model, not a curated record. Lineage: Eukaryota; Viridiplantae; Streptophyta; Pinopsida; Cupressales; Cupressaceae. The transcript has 2 exons.
AUGAUUGGGGGUGUUCACAGGGAGUCCAGGGUGCACGGAGGAGGCUGUGCAAUGCGGGGGGGGCUAGGCAGUGCGGGAAGCAGCAGAGGGCGAAGGGGAGAUGAGCGGCAGGUUGCGAGUGGGUGCAGGUUGCACGGCUCAGCUUCCAUUCUAAGCAGGCAGCGAGUUCCAACGGGGCUGGGGGCCACGGUUGGACCUCCAUCCUGGGUGUGUUAUGGAGGGGUGGAGUUUUGGGGGUUUUCUAAUUCUUUCGAGCCCCGUUGGGGGGCGGGCACAGGGGGCGGCGCUGCUGGCGGCGGGCGGCGAUUUCGGGUGGCGGGCGGCGCGCAGGUGGCGCCCGGGCGGCGGGGUCUCGGCGGGCGGCGCGGCGGGCGGCGGCUGAGCGCGGGGCUGCGCGUGGGCGGGUUACCGCCAGCGGCGGUGGCCGCCGGGUGGCCGCUGGGCUGGGCGGUGGCUGUGCCCAAAAAAUUUUAA